AUACCAAUGUUUUAUAAUGUUUAAGAGGUCGAGGUUGACGUGAACCUUGAUCCCUGCGAAGACGGUUUUUACUUCGCCAUCCGUGCAACGAUAGAGGGUUCCUACUCACGAUGGAGCGCUCACAUUAGCUUCACUUCGUGACCACGACGAGAGAAAGGCAUGUCUGAGCGCGACAUCCCACAACUGCUUACGCCUGUUACUCCUAGUACCUCCGACGAACCUGUGGAAAACAUCAUCGUUUCUGUCUCGACUACGUUCUUCCCCGGCGCAGAACAUGCCCAUGUACCAGGGUUCCCCGACUUCAUCAUCGUUUCGUCCGACAGUGUCCACUUCUACGUACACGUAGACAAACUCCUAGACGCAUCUAAAAAUGGCUUCAAUUCCCUUCUCCCACUACGCCCUGAAGACCAAAAGGACGGGAUGGAACUGGUCCUCAAGCUCCCGGAGACCUCCUCUGUGCUCAACAUCAUCUUGCAUACCAUCUAUACUAUUUCCUGCGCACAUUAUUCUCCAACGGUAGACGUAAUUGUUGAAGCCGUCAAUUCGUUUCCCAAAUACGGGAUCCCUGUGGGGACGUAUGUCGCACUUUGGACACCUUUAUACCAGCUCAUUCUCUCCGUAGCACCUUAUUCCGCCAUCGAAAUGUACGCAUUGGCGGCCUCACACGACUUGUACGACCUCGCAGUACCGAUAUCUUCACAUCUUCUUGGCUUUCCCUUGUCUUCGAUUACCGACGACCUCGCGACGAGAAUAGGACCUGUAUACCUGAAGCGGCUUGUGUUUCUAUAUUUGAAUCGCAUGCGUGCUUUGAAACAACUUUUAUUAUGUCCACCACGCCCGCAUGAAGCCACAGAGAAGUGUGAUACUCUGGAGCAGAAGAAGCUUACGCGUGCGUGGGCGUUGGGUGCUGCUAAUCUUGUGUGGGAUGCGAGACCAGGUCUGUAGGAUUGAUUAUUGCUUAGGUUGAUGGUCUAACAUGUACGUUGUGCCAUGACUCUCUGCAAGCUCGUAUCAGGGAGCUUGUUGUUCAAUGGUCUGAUGUAAAGGCGAGUAAUGAAGUUUGGUCUCUGGUUCUGGCUUGUCUCUUGUUUGUUUUUUGUGCAAUUGCUUGAUUAUCCACCGAUCUGAUUGAUCUCUUGUUUUCUUUGCAGACAACAAUCUAAUCAUACAACACAUACCUAUCGAGCAUUCACGGUCUCGAAUAUCAUAUACACCCCCCAUCAUUAUCUUCAUCACCAUCAUUGUCGCCAACAACAACGAUAUCCAACAACCAAUCUUCUUCCACCACAACUCCGUAAACGUCUAUAAUAUCUCAACAAUCGACAUCGCAUACACGAAUGAUAUCACCCACCAUACUUAUUACACUGUAUCCAUAUCCAAACCUGCACGAGGCCAUUUCUCAUACACGUCCACAUCGCCAUCGUCAACCCUCCCCCAAUUAAUCUCCAAAACUGUAUCGAUAAUUAUCAAGAAAAUUCAAAUGGUCGCGGAUACACGGGUGCGCCAUUAUUUACAUACCACACACCGGCUUGGUCCCACGUAGACGAACGAUUCUUCGGUUCACAUUAGACUCAUAGGUGAGUAUGUUGCUUUUGGUCUCAAGCCUCUGGACGAGUUCUCAUGUCGCACACAACCCCAAUGUUUCUCGCUUUGAUACAUGCGAUUUUGAUGCGCUCUUCGAUUUUCAGUUCAUAUCUUGCGUACUUACUUGCGAAAUGAUCGUCAGGAGGGUAUAGAACAUGUACUGCGUUGUGCCAAUACAUGUAUGGUGCAAAACACCUAGUCACUGCUACUUUUGUACAGCGGAAACAGCAGAUUUUUUAUUUACUCUUGCAGAAACACACCUUUUCGCAAGAGGAAUCGAUUC
Messenger RNA from Somion occarium, 1867 nucleotides. The record is from the annotation of a GenBank genome assembly. Lineage: Eukaryota; Fungi; Basidiomycota; Agaricomycetes; Polyporales; Cerrenaceae.